Molecule: messenger RNA, 1041 nt
Organism: Trematosphaeria pertusa
Lineage: Eukaryota; Fungi; Ascomycota; Dothideomycetes; Pleosporales; Trematosphaeriaceae
Exons: 1
Coding region: 5-1018 (337 amino acids)
Biological process (GO): mitochondrial respiratory chain complex IV assembly; protein insertion into mitochondrial inner membrane from matrix
Cellular component (GO): mitochondrial inner membrane
Molecular function (GO): membrane insertase activity
Source: RefSeq, a predicted model, not a curated record
CAGCAUGCUUUCCGCACGGCUGCUGCGGCAGCCAGCCCGCCAAUUGCUGUCUAGAAACACCAUUACACCAUCGACAAGCUUCAUCUACCCCCGCGCCCGCGCCUUCCACGCCACCGCCCCCCGCAACGAUGCCGUCCUCGGCGCGCUCCUCUACCUCCCGCACGAAAUGACGUCUCUCCUCCACUCUCAGCUCCCCUGGUACGCCACCAUCCCGCUGAUGGCCUUCAUAACGCGCGGUCUCCUCGUCACAACCGCCGGCUCCUGGGCACGCGCCUUGACCGCACGCUACAUCGGCCUGCACCCCCUCCGCCAAGCUAUUGGACACCAAAAGCGCGACCAGUUGAUGCAGAAUAAAAGCCAGUUCAAGAACCCCAUCGAAGCGAAGCGCCGUAUUUCGAAAGAAGUCAAGGCCGCGACGGGCGAGCUGGAUAAGAGAUGGAAUUGCACGCUUCGGGGACAGGUGCAUUGGACGUUCGCGCAGAUACCCAUUUUCUUAACUAUGGCGGAGAUUAUAAGACAGAUGUGUAAUGCGAGGGAUGGGCUAUUGGGCAUGGGAUUGAGUGCGGUGGGACUAAAAGAUGUGCCGGAGGCAGCAGCUGCGAUGGAGGCAGUGGGACCGACGAAUCCUUGGUUUGAGCCGAGUCUUGCGAAUGAGGGCAUGCUAUGGUUUCCGGAUCUUCUGGCCGCCGACCCUACGGGGGUGCUGCCAUUCGUCGUGUCCGGCCUCAUGUUCAGCAAUGUGUACUUCACGAAGAAUACGGGGUCGGCCCAUCCGGACCAGAUGUCCACGGUCUCGAAGUCUAUCCGGAGGACGUUGCUGGGCGUUUCGCUCUUGAUCGGUCCCCUGUGCCAGGGUUUGCCUGCCGCGCUGUUGUUGUACUGGGCAUCUAGUACAACCUCGGUCAUACUGUGGAAUUUCUGGUUGGAUUGGAAGUAUCCUGCACCUAGGGGAUUCACGGAGUGCAAGCGACCGCUUCAGAUGGUGCCUUCGCCUAAGCCUAAGGCACGCCGUAUAUAGACCCUAAUCAAGCUCAAGCGUAU